GUGGCCCCGCCCACACCUGUCAGAGGGCCACUAACCUGAGUUUCAGGAUCCAGAAACGGCUGGACCGGCAGAGAGGAAGGAGCAGGACGAUGGCAGAGUCAGUGGAGCUGUUCACAGAGCAGGAGCUCACCUGCUCCAUCUGCCUCGACCUGUUCACAGAUCCCGUCUCAACUCCCUGUGGACACAACUUCUGCCAGGCGUGUAUCGGCGGUUACUGGGCGUCCAGCGUGGUCUCCACCUGUCCUCUGUGCAAACACCAGUUUGAAGGGCGUCCUCAGCUCAGCAUCAACAAAGUCUUCGCUCAGAUCGCAGAAAAGUACAAACAGACUCAUUACGCAGCGUUACCGACGCCCCUCGGGAACGGGACGCCCGGCGCCAUGACGGCGAUGGAGGGCGCCAGAAGCACCAACCCCUUCCUGUCGCCGGCGACGUCGGUGGCUCCGGCGAGCGGGGACGUGGUGUGGUGCGACGUUUGCACGGGACUCAAACAGCCCGCCGUCAGCUCCUGUCUCACCUGCACCGCCUCGUACUGCAGCGAGCACGUGCAGCCACAUCGCACCACGCCGUUCUACGCCAAACACCCGCUGAUGGACCCGCAGGAGGCCCUGAGGGGCCGCACGUGCGCCCUGCACCGCCGCCUGAUGGAGGUGUACUGCAGGACGUGUGAGAGCUGCAUCUGUGCCAUCUGCGUGCUCGACCAACAUCGGAUGCAUAAAACGGUCUCGGUGCAAACGGAGCGACUCAGCAAACAGAAACAGGUUUCCAGGACGGAGCAGGAGAUCCUGAACCGGAUCAAAGAGAAGGAGAUCCGUGUGACAGAGCUGAAGAAGAAACUAGAGAGCCUCCAGAGCUACGCCAACAGAGAGCGAGGGGAGGUCGAACACGUGCUGGACGAAGUGUCCGGCUCGUUGGACCAGAUCAGGUCUCAGGUGGUGGGCGGGAUCGAGAGCCAGCUAGAUGCUGUGAUGUCAAAGGGGGAGGGGAUGGUGAACCGCCUGGAGGAGGAGCUUAGACAGCUGAUGGAAAGGAGGGUCACACUAGAGGCGCAGGCCACCAGCCAGGAUCACAUCGCCUUCCUGAAGAGUUACGAGGUGGCCACGGCACCUCUGGCCGAGGAUCGGCAGGAAGAAGUGGAUGAUAACUCGGAGCUGUCGCUCCACUUCCAGCUGGGGGAGGUGAAGAUGCGGCUGUCCGAGGUGAGGGAGAAGAUGGACGAGAUCCGGACGGGGGAGAUCCGCUCACAAGGAUCCCGAGGCUCCAGAGGGGGCUCCUUUUCGUCCAAUGACAUGAUGGCAGCAGAGAGCAUGCUCAGUCUGAGAGCAAGCACAACCAGUCUGAGGAAGAGCCAGUGGUCUCUGAGAGAUCCAAAGAAGAUCAAACAGGUGACAGGACUCAAGAAGGCGCGGCCGUACACAGAGGACGUGACGCUGAACCCGGUGACGGCGUAUCCCUUCCUGAUCCUGUCUGAGGACCGGAAGCAGGUGAAGAGAGGAGAGAAGCUGCAGUUCUACAGAAACAGCCCGCACAGGUUUGACGUCUGGUCCUGCGUCCUCGCCAAGGAGGGAUUCAGCUCCGGACGCCAUUACUGGGAGGUGUGCGUGGGGGAGAAUAAGGACUGGAAGCUGGGCGUGGUCAGCGAGUCCGCUCAGAGGAAAGGGCUGUUCGACAUGUGCCCGGCUAACGGCUACUACGCCAUCUGGUGGAGCAGCAGCCAGCUGAGGGCGCUCACCGCACCGCCGCUCACCAAGGUCAAAGGUCACCACCCAAAGCUGCGACAGGUGGGCGUGUUUGUGGACGUGGAGGAGGGUCAGGUGUCUUUUUACAAUGUCAAGUCAGGCUCAGAGAUCUACAGCUUCCACGCGCCCUCCGAGUUCACCGAGAGGAUGUUUCCUCUGCUGGGAACUGGAGACAAAGAGGUCCCCCUGAUCCUCCUCACCACACAGCAGCACAUGGGCUGAGGGGCCAAGGGCGGGCGCCACGGGGCCAUCGCUGAGCAAAGGAAGAGCAGGGCUGGAGAUGAGGAACUGCUGGAGGCUGAUGCUGAGAUCAAAGAGCCGCCUGUUCCCGACUCCAUCAUCUCCACAUGAAUCUCCACCCUCUGCUUCCACCUGCUGCAGCUGAUGAUGACCCUCAGUGUGGAUUCGUCCUUUAAGACGCUGAAAACGAUGAAGAUUCAGGUUUUUGUUUUGUCCAUAAACGUCCCAAAAACCUCUCAGAUGAUGAGAAACAGCUUUUUUUGUAAUAUUUGUCACUGAAAUCAAACGACUGACGUGUGAAACAAAGCUUCCUGUUAGAUACCUGUAAAUAUGCUCAGAAUUACAAAAAUACUGGGGAAAGGCUUUUUUUUAAAGAUUAAAAUGAUUAAAAACAAAAGUUUUCAUUAACAAAGACUCAAUAAAACUGCCUUUUUAAAUGGAAAUUAAUUAUAGCUUAGAUCAGAUUAUGGGGUUUGAUCUGUGAAAUUAUAACAAAGAUGAUUCAAAUAUUACGACAGUGAAUCAGGACAUCAAACGUUUGAUGUCAGAAAUAUGAGCACAUAUUAAAAUACUGUCUCAUAGUUUUGAUUUUCUUCAACAGAAUUCAUUUUAAUUCCUAAAAUCUGUGUUUAUACAUUUAAAAUAAUAAUUUUUCGUAUUUUUUUCUAAGUAAACGUCUGACCUCAAACUGUGGGCUGCUUGUUAAAGAAUAUUUUUGUCAUUCAGGUGUUUUUAAAUGUAAACU
Molecule: messenger RNA, 2721 nt
Organism: Archocentrus centrarchus (flier cichlid)
Lineage: Eukaryota; Metazoa; Chordata; Actinopteri; Cichliformes; Cichlidae
Gene: btr30
Product: bloodthirsty-related gene family, member 30
Exons: 13
Coding region: 90-1958 (622 amino acids)
Molecular function (GO): zinc ion binding; protein binding
Source: RefSeq, a predicted model, not a curated record